Molecule: messenger RNA, 1362 nt
Organism: Triticum aestivum (bread wheat)
Lineage: Eukaryota; Viridiplantae; Streptophyta; Magnoliopsida; Poales; Poaceae
Product: probable cinnamyl alcohol dehydrogenase 5
Exons: 4
Coding region: 1-1362 (453 amino acids)
Molecular function (GO): zinc ion binding; oxidoreductase activity, acting on the CH-OH group of donors, NAD or NADP as acceptor
Source: RefSeq, a predicted model, not a curated record
AUGGGUGUCGCCGUCGUCGGCGCCAAGGCACGGAGCCACCACAAGGCCGCCAUGAGGAACGUGACAGUGUCAGAUCCCCAGAUCUGGAUCAGGACGCCGCACUCCGCGAGAGAGGGAACGUCCGAGCGACCCGUCGCAACACCUGUCAUUGCCCACACAGCUCGGGAGGAGGGCCACAACCACCGCAAUGAUGCCCGCCGACGAGCAACCAUGCGGACCGCCAUCUGGGCUGCCGCCCCGGCAUCCCUGCUACGAGAAAGCGUGCACCGCCCACACCACAAGGCACUCAACCAUGGUAGGAAGAGUGACGACACAACAUCCACUUCUAGCCCAGCAUCAGUCUCCGAGUCUGGGGGCACUGGAGAUGACGAUGUGGUGAUCAAGAUUCUGUACUGCGGGAUCUGCCACUCUGACCUGCACAGCAUCAAGAACGAAUGGAAGAACGGCAGGUACCCCAUGGUCCCUGGGCAUGAGAUCGCCGGCGAGGUCGCUGAGGUCGGCAAGAAUGUGACCAAGUUCAAGACCGGCGAUCGUGUGGGAGUCGGGUGCAUGGUGAACUCGUGCCAGUCCUGCGAGAGCUGCAACAAGGGAUUCGAGAACCACUGCCCGGGUAUAAUUCCCACCUAUAACUUGGUCGACCUUGAUGGCACCAUCACCUACGGCGGCUACUCCAGCAUGGUGGUGGUGCAUGAGCGGUUCGUUGUCCGGUUCCCCGACACCAUUCCGCUGGACAAGGGCGCGCCGCUGCUGUGUGCCGGCAUCACCGUGUAUAGCCCCAUGAAGUACCAUGGGCUGAACGUUCCCGGGAUGCACCUCGGCGUGCUGGGACUGGGCGGGCUGGGCCACGUCGCAGUCAAGUUCGGCAAGGCCUUUGGGAUGAAGGUGACGGUGAUCAGCUCGUCGCCGGGGAAGAAGCAGGAGGCCCUCGAGCGGCUAGGCGCUGAUGCCUUCAUUGUCAGCAAGAGCGCCGACGAGAUGAAGGCUGCGAUGAGUAGCAUGGAUGGCAUCAUAAACACGGUGUCUGCAAAUAUUCCCAUGGCCCCUCUCCUGAGGCUACUGAAGCCCAACGGCAAGAUGAUCCUGGUUGGCCUCCCAGAGAAGCCUAUGGAGAUCUCUCCCUUUGCUCUGGUUGCCGCGAACAAGAACCUGGCCGGGAGCUGCAUCGGCGGCAUGAGGGACACCCAGGAGAUGCUGGACCUGGCGGCCAAGCACGACGUGACGGCUGACAUCGAGGUGAUCGGCGCCGAGUACGUGAACACGGCCAUGGAGCGCCUUGCCAAGGCCGACGUCAGGUAUCGAUUCGUCAUCGACAUCGGCAACACCCUCGACAAGGCCGCCGCCGCCGCCGUCGCCGCCGAGUGA